AUGCAGGGCAAGCCAAACCCCCUGCAAUGCCCCCAGGCCUCCAGCCGCAUCUCAGCCCCCAACUCCAUCCUGAGCAAACCCCGCCCACGAGGCCAGCCCGUCUCUGAAUCUGCUGUGUGGCCACAUGCACCGCGGCAACCUCUCUGUGCCCUGACCUCCACAGCACUAAAGCGGGGUGACGAACACCCUACCCUUGAUGCAGGCUGUGAGCUCGGUGGGCAGGGCCGGCCCCACGGAGGCCUGGUCGGCGUCGCUCGAAGAUGUUUUGCCCAGACGGGCAGCAAGCGCGGUGAAGAGAUAACGGGACGCGAAGGUUGGCAGCACAGCCCCGUGGGCAGCGGAGUUGGCGGCCGGGCAGCCAAGGCGCCAUUGAGCUCCACGGACGAGAGCGCGGUGAGAUCAGCCUUUCAGGUCCCAGAUGACAAAAUCACCUUCAACCGCGCCAGGAAAGCCGCUCAGCCCGUUCGCCCUCCCUUGGAUCCCCGUGUCCUGGCUGGGAGCACAGACACUCGGGAGCAGGACAGGGGUGAAAAGCGACCUCAGUUAAAAUGA
Rangifer tarandus platyrhynchus (Svalbard reindeer) is the source of this 552-nucleotide messenger RNA. The record is from the annotation of a GenBank genome assembly. Lineage: Eukaryota; Metazoa; Chordata; Mammalia; Artiodactyla; Cervidae.